UCUCCUCCUUCCUCCCUUCUCCAGCGUCCGAUCCCCUUUUCACCUCUCUCCAGCCCUCCCCCAAAUCCCAUCCCAUCUCUCUCUCUCCUCCCCCGCUGCGCGCGCGCGAAAUACAAAUCUCCCCAGCCAAUCCAAACGCUCUGAUUUCAGGUUUUUGCGGCCGAUGGCGGAGGCACCGGCGAGCCCCGUCGGCGGUGGCGGAAGCCACGAGAGCGGCGGCGAACAGAGCCCCCGAUCCACCGUCCGCGAGCAAGAUCGCUUCCUCCCCAUCGCCAACAUCAGCCGCAUCAUGAAGAAGGCCCUCCCCGCCAACGCCAAGAUCGCCAAGGACGCCAAGGAGACCGUCCAGGAGUGCGUCUCCGAGUUCAUCAGCUUCAUUACCAGCGAAGCGAGCGAUAAGUGCCAGAGGGAGAAGAGGAAGACGAUAAAUGGAGAUGAUUUGCUCUGGGCGAUGGCCACGUUGGGAUUCGAAGAUUACAUUGAACCGCUGAAGUUGUACCUACAGAAAUACAGAGAGAUGGAGGGUGAUAGUAAGGUAUCCGCAAAAGGUGGAGACAACUCUGCUAGGAAAGAUGCAGCAGGUCCUCAACCUGGUCCAAGUACCCAGGGGGUAUCACAGAUGGGUCAACAAGGAUCUUUUACUCAAGGAAUGAAUUAUAUGCAACCUCAGUUCCAUAAUGGGGAUAUUUCAAGCUGAAUGGUUAUUGGCCUAUUUCUGCUAGCUGUUCUCUAUUUCAGUAACUGGCAAGGAAUCAAAGUCUUCAUGGAAAGAACUGGCCUGUUGGGUCUACAGGCUAUUUCGCUGUUGAAACCAAUGAUAGAUCGCCUGAAGCAUACUAGUACCAUCUUCUUUUGGUUUGUAAAUUAAUUUGAAUAAAAUAAUCUAGACUUUGGGUGUUCAGAAACAUGCUCCAUGUCUUUCUUCUAUGUUGUGCACAUAUGGAUGUCAUAUUUACUGUUUGUUGGUUUCCUUUAGCUAACUUGAAAUGUUUUAUGGUCAUAUUGUUUCAGUCAAUAUUACUGUCUCUGUGCAGAAGCUGAGAGAGGGUGUUGCUUCUGUAACUCAUCCUUCAACGGAUUUAAGUAGUCUGAACUCUGUGAAAUAAGUGCUGCCACCAUCACAAACAAUAGACAAUGACUUCGGAUGAUACUCUUAAACAAAAUGGAGGCUGCUGGUCCUUUAUUAUUUUUGGAUCGGAACAUUUUGGCUAA
Molecule: messenger RNA, 1212 nt
Organism: Elaeis guineensis (African oil palm)
Lineage: Eukaryota; Viridiplantae; Streptophyta; Magnoliopsida; Arecales; Arecaceae
Source: RefSeq, a predicted model, not a curated record